Macrosteles quadrilineatus (aster leafhopper) is the source of this 1740-nucleotide messenger RNA. RefSeq names its product putative phospholipase B-like 1. Gene Ontology annotation, biological process: phospholipid catabolic process. The record is from RefSeq and is a predicted model, not a curated record. Gene Ontology annotation, molecular function: glycerophospholipase activity. Bases 26 to 1687 code for a protein of 553 amino acids. The transcript has 9 exons. Gene Ontology annotation, cellular component: extracellular region. NCBI's taxonomy places the organism in Eukaryota, Metazoa, Arthropoda, Insecta, Hemiptera, Cicadellidae.
ACCUUCUAGUUCUACCCCAGUCACCAUGUUGAGACUGAUCAUAGUGCUGCCUUUUCUUUCUCACUGUAUUUUGAUUGUUCAGGGAAAAUUUUCUAAAAAGGUUUUUUUUGAAGAUGGUAUGUUGAAAGGAUAUGCUUACAAAGAGACUAAGGAAAGUAAUGAUGACAUCAUGUGUGCACUAUUUCAAUACGAUUCGUAUAACGAAACUGGUUGGAGCAUACUGGAAGCCCAAAGUAAUCAAUAUAAACUAUCUGACGUAGAGCAAGCCCAGUGUGUGGGAGAGCUGGAAGGCGCUUACACUGCAGAUGCAAUCUACAUACAGUACUUCAACAACAUAAAAUCAUGGUGCAAGGGACGCAAGGAAACUUGCAAAAAAGUCUAUUCAUUUUUGGAUCAACAUCUCGAGUGGACUCAACAGGAAAUCAAGGAUAGGGGAGACUCAGAUCCUAUUUGGCAUCAUGUGGAUAUUUUUUUCAACCACAUUACAGGACUCUACACAGGAUACCAAGAGGUGCUAAUAGAUCCAAAGAAAAAUCUUACAUUGCUGGACUUUAUAGUGAUGAAUCUUCAGCCAGACUUGGACGAUGUCGCGGAUGCUCUAGAGGGAGAUGUCAGCUCCAAGGUGCGGGGAGACACACGAUGUUCUGCCAUCGUCAAACUUGUUUCACACAACCAAGAUUUACUAGUAGGACACAACACUUGGACAACUUAUUCUCAAAUGUAUCGUCAACUAAAGAAGUACAACAUGCCUCUUCAUAAGACGGGAAAGAGUAAAUCUUUUGCACCAACUCGUAUGAUAAGCUUCUCUGGUUAUCCUGGAGUAAUAACAUCUCAAGAUGACUUUUACACAACAAGCUCACGAAUGGUAGUGUUGGAAACAACUAUUGGUAACUACAAUGCAUCCCGGUGGCAGUACGUGACCCCCACAGGCCAGUUGUUUGACUCUGUUCGAUCACUGAUUGCUAUGAGACUAGCCGAUUCAGGCAGAACCUGGAGUAAAACUUUCAGCCAGUACAACAGCGGAACCUACAAUAAUCAGUGGAUGAUAGUUGAUCUCAAGAAGUUCAAAAAGGGGAUGAAGCCUAAGCCUGGAACACUUUGGAUAUUGGAGCAGAUUCCAGGCUACAUCAGAUACGAAGACCAAACAUCACGUCUGGUAUCUCAGGGUUACUGGCCUAGCUACAAUGUGCCUUUCUACAAAGAUGUGUUUGACCUUUCAGGCAACCAGGAGCUUGUGGACAAGUAUGGAGAUUGGUUUUCCUAUGAUAAAACUCCUCGAGCGCUCAUCUUCCAUAGAAACCAGUCAUCAGUUACAGAUCUUGAUUCUCUUAUGAAACUGCUGCGUUACAACAACUACAAAAAUGAUCCUCAUUCUGUCUGUAACUGUACGCCACCGUACAGUGCUGAAAAUGCAAUUGCUGCCAGAAGUGACCUGAAUCCGAAAAAAGGUCGAUACCCAUUCCCAGCUCUGGGUCACAGAUGUCAUGGAGCCAUUGAUGCCAAAGUCACAUCUUCUGAACUGGUUCACAACUUGACUUUCAAAGCCAUUAGUGGUCCUACUACAGGAAACAAUCUGCCUCUCUUCCGAUGGAGCACGAGUGACUUCAAACACCUCCCUCACAUGGGACAACCGGACAGUUUCCAGUUUGAUCCUCUCACAUGGCAGUGGUGGGGGCCUUUCUUUUGAGUUAGAUACGUCAAAUAAUAAAAUAAUUUAAUAAAACAACUGAACUAAUAAAA